Arvicola amphibius (Eurasian water vole) is the source of this 542-nucleotide messenger RNA. It is a transcript of the gene Tmem35a, whose product is annotated as transmembrane protein 35A. Gene Ontology annotation, molecular function: acetylcholine receptor regulator activity. Gene Ontology annotation, biological process: chaperone-mediated protein complex assembly; positive regulation of protein localization to cell surface. NCBI's taxonomy places the organism in Eukaryota, Metazoa, Chordata, Mammalia, Rodentia, Cricetidae. Gene Ontology annotation, cellular component: endoplasmic reticulum. The coding region runs from base 1 to 501 and encodes 166 amino acids. The record is from RefSeq and is a predicted model, not a curated record. The transcript is spliced from 2 exons.
AUGGCAUCCCCACGAACCGUAACUAUCAUGGCCCUCUCUGUGGCCCUGGGACUCUUCUUUGUUUUCAUGGGGACUAUCAAGUUGACCCCCAGACUCAGCAAGGAUGCCUACAAUGAGAUGAAACGUGCCUACAAGAGCUAUAUCCGAGCCCUUCCUGUGCUGAAGAAACUGGGCAUCAACUCCAUUGUCCUUCGAAAAAGUAUUGGCGCUCUUGAAGUGGCCUGUGGCAUCGUCAUGACCCUGGUCCCUGGACGUCCCAAAGAUGUGGCCAACUUCUUCCUGCUGUUGCUGGUGUUGGUUGUGCUCUUCUUCCACCAGCUGGUCGGCGACCCUCUCAAACGUUAUGCGCAUGCUCUGGUGUUUGGCAUCCUGCUCACCUGCCGCCUGCUGAUUGCGCGCAAGCCGGAGGACCGUUCUGAGAAGAAGGCCUUGCCUGAGAGCUUAGAGGAGCAACCCCCUUUUUAUGAGAAGGCCCAGCAGGGCAAAGUGAAGAUGUCAUAGGUAGUUGGAAGUGCAAAAAGUGGACCUUCUAGGCAGUUGCC